UUAAAAUUAAUUGUGUUAGAAAUAAAUCUGAACAUGUCUAUGGAAUCUAUAAUGUCCUCUUUCACCGAUGACGGCGAAAUUGACGAAUGGGUCAUUGGAGAUGAGAAUGUUGAGCUGAAAGGAUACGUGGAUGUCAUUGAAGGUACAAAAAUGGUGGAAUCCAAAAAAUUUCCGUUGGCGAAGCCUACACCAUUUUCCAAGAUUCUGAUUAAUACCGGUAGCCAAAGACGUAUACGUGCGGUGUUCUGGGGCGCUGAAGCAACGAAAUAUUCAUCAAUUAUCCAUGACAGAACGAUUCUCGAGAUUAAACGGGGAAAAGUAACAGCGGGAAAUCCAGAGUUCAAUAAUCCGCAUCAUCGCAUCUUCAGGCUGGAAGUCACUGUCACGUCAUCUUCAAAGAUAACUAUCCUUGAUGAGAAGUUCAUUAUUGAGACUGCACCCAUUGUGAUUUUCCACCUUCCCAUCAAUUACUUGAAGGACCUUAGUGCAAAUGUUUGUGUUCAAGGGUAUUUAAAACAAGAAUUCGAGCCUAUCAAAUCAUAUGGGUCGAUUAUUGGUGCGGGUGUUGUGGUCGAUGGCGAGACGAAGUUGCAGGUUAGGAUCACAAAGUUCAGCGACUCAUCUCCAAAAAUUCCUCAGGGAACUUUCCUCAAGAUUACCGGUGUAACUGUUGCAAGUGACAAAGGACCCCCAUUACUGACAGUGGACUCGAUGGAGGACAUCAAGAUUUGUAGUGAUGUCAAGGUGUUGGCGUCUACAGUACUCAGUCCAAUGGGACGGCGUCCUCCAAAUAAGAGGAAAUUUGACUGGGAGGAGGAGGAAAAACAAAAGUUAAAGAAAACGGGAUAA
Molecule: messenger RNA, 849 nt
Organism: Cotesia congregata
Lineage: Eukaryota; Metazoa; Arthropoda; Insecta; Hymenoptera; Braconidae
Source: the annotation of a GenBank genome assembly